This is a messenger RNA of Poecilia reticulata (guppy), 7371 nucleotides long. It is a transcript of the gene kcnq5b, whose product is annotated as potassium voltage-gated channel, KQT-like subfamily, member 5b. NCBI's taxonomy places the organism in Eukaryota, Metazoa, Chordata, Actinopteri, Cyprinodontiformes, Poeciliidae. Gene Ontology annotation, biological process: potassium ion transmembrane transport. The record is from RefSeq and is a predicted model, not a curated record. Gene Ontology annotation, cellular component: membrane; voltage-gated potassium channel complex. Gene Ontology annotation, molecular function: voltage-gated potassium channel activity.
CUCCUGAGAACAAAGAAACUUGGAGUCAGGAGGCCUUUAUUCCUAAAUGAAAAGCAGAAACAAAUGUGAUGCAGAGAGAACAGAACUAAUGCGCAUCUGCCGCUCUCUCGCAACAGGCUGCGGAGCAGAGCGCAGUGGAACGUGAAUCUCGCCUCGCUGUAGCGCGGACACCCUGCGGUCUGUCGCUACCAAGACAGGCACAUGUGGGCACCUUUUAGGCGCGCCGGGUAUUUGUGUACACUAGGAUGUUGAUGUAAGGGGGGAAGAGGGCGGUGAAAGUGUGCCGGGCCGGGCCAGUGUCGGGCGCAGCUGCUCUCGCUCUCAGCUAAGUGCCUCACACGUGCCGAGAGGACCGUAGUGCGUAUCGGACACGAUUGGAGACCCUCCGCGCACUUGCUGCCAGCUUUGGUGAUGCCAUGCCCAGGAACCACAGCGGAGACGAAGGCGGAGGCGGAGGUGGAGGCAGCGGGCUCUGGAUGAGAGCAUCACCCAGGCAUCAUAACGAGGGCUACGGCAUAAAAGAUGUGGAGUCCGGACGAAAGAUGAUGAUGAACAACGCGGGAGAUGGGUUGCUGUCCCCCUCUGCCACCACAGCGAGCGGCGGCACCGGCGCAGCUGGCGGUCGCGGUUCGGACAGCCUGGCAGGGAAGCAGGGAGCUCGACUCAGCCUCCUGGGAAAGCCGCUGGUGUACAGCGCCCAGAGCGGCCGGAGAAACGUGCGCUACCGGCGGCUUCAAAACUACCUAUACAACGUCCUGGAGAGACCCAGAACCUGGGCGUUCAUCUACCACGCUUUCGUGUUCGUCUUGGUAUUCACCUGCCUGGUCCUUUCUGUGUUCUCAACCAUCCCUGCUCAUCAGGACACCUCCUCCAAAUGCCUACUAAUUCUGGAGUUUGUGAUGAUCGUUGUGUUUGGUUUGGAGUAUAUCAUACGCAUCUGGUCGGCAGGAUGCUGCUGCCGCUACAGAGGAUGGCAGGGCCGUCUGCGCUUCGCCAGGAAGCCCUUCUGUGUCAUAGACAUCAUAGUGCUGAUCGCGUCAGUGGCAGUGGUGUCGUCGGCAGGCAGCCAGACCAACAUGUUUGCCACCUCAGUCCUGCGCAGCUUGCGUUUCCUGCAGAUUCUUCGGAUGGUUCGGAUGGACCGAAGAGGCGGGACCUGGAAGCUGCUGGGGUCCGUGGUGUACGCUCAUAGUAAGGAGCUGGUGACUGCCUGGUACAUCGGCUUCCUGGUUUUGAUCUUCUCUUCGUUCCUCGUCUACCUUGUGGAGAACAAGUUCAACAAAGAGUUUGCCACCUAUGCCGAUGCAUUGUGGUGGGGCACGAUUACCCUAACGACCAUCGGCUAUGGAGACAAGACACCAAAGACAUGGACAGGACGGAUGCUGUCCGCAGGGUUCGCACUACUGGGUAUUUCCUUCUUUGCCUUGCCUGCUGGUAUUCUGGGCUCAGGCUUUGCCCUGAAGGUCCAGGAGCAGCACAGACAAAAGCACUUUGAGAAGAGGAGGAACCCUGCAGCCUACCUCAUCCAGUGUGUUUGGCGUAGUUAUGCAGCUGAUGAGAACUCGGUUUCCGUUGCUACCUGGAAGCCUCACUUGAAGGCACUGCAUACCUGCAGCCCUACAAAGAAGGAUCAGGGAGAGUCAACCACCAGUAAAAUUCAUAGUAAUAAGCAGAAGCUACUGAGGAGUUAUACCACUCGGAAACAUAGCCAAAAGUUAAGCUUCAAAGAGCGUGUGAGGAUGGCAAGCCCCCGCGGCCAGAGCAUCAAGAACCGCCAGACGUCCUCUGUGAACGACCGGCGUUCUCCAGUGGCCGACAGUGGCACAGAGGGCACCAGUCCUGCCAAGGUUCAAAAGAGCUGGAGCUUCAACGACCGCACGCGCUUCAGACCUUCGCUCCGGCUCAAGAGCCAGUCCCGCUCCACCACUGACGCAGCAGACUCCGCUGUGACGGGGGACGAUGCCUUUGAUGAUAAGGGCUGCCACUGUGAGAUCUCCGUGGAAGACUUGCUGCCCUCCGUCAAGACCGUCAUCCGAGCUGUCAGGAUCAUGAAGUUUCACGUAGCAAAGAAGAAGUUUAAGGAGACUCUGCGUCCGUAUGAUGUCAAAGAUGUGAUUGAACAGUACUCUGCCGGUCACUUGGACAUGCUGUGCCGCAUCAAGAGUCUGCAGACCAGGGUGGACCAAAUCCUCGGGAAGGGACAGGUCCCUCUGGACAAGAAGAUACGAGAGAAGUUGCUGUCUGAUGGAGACAUGUUGGAGGACAUGAGCAUGCUGGGUCGUGUCUGUAAGGUGGAGAGACAGGUUCAGUCAAUUGAGUCAAAGUUGGACUCUCUGUUGGACAUUUAUCGUCAGGUUUUGCGUAAAGGCUCCUCUUCGGCUCUCACUCUCUCUUCGCUGCCCCUGUUUGAGCUGGAGCAGACCUCUGACUACAACUCUCCGGUCUUUAGUAAGGACCUCUCCGGCUCCACUCAAGUCAGCUGCGGCGGAGCGCUUCCCCCGAGCGGCUACGCCACACGCUCAUCAACCAACUCCCAGCUCUCGCAAGGAGGGCUUCACCUCAUUCUCGCGCCUCAGAACGAACUCAACCUUAAUCUCCACGCCUCGUCGUCCACGCCACCCUCGGGCCUCGCAUCUUCCCCUUUUAGCCCCUCGCCGCUGCCUCAUUAUCAUCAUCACCUGCAACAUCAUAAACAGGUUCAGGCCACGUCACCUGAAAGUGGCACUGAUGAGGCUGUGGGGAGCUCCCCCACUGUCCUCACCCCGAACAGUACCAGCAGUUCUGGGGGCCGAGGAGUAGGAGAUGAAGGCUUUCCUCUUUUGGCAAGGCUUCCGCCGCCCCCUUCCAGACAAACUGUUGGCCCUGGCAAACUGAUCCAAGGGACCUCUAGAGAGACUUCUCCUGAAAUCAAGAGUUUCUGCAGAGGUCUGCAUAGCCACACGGAAGACAGUAAUGUUGGGAAGGACCUUGGACUUGAGUUUGGAUUGAGCACAUUAGGGCAGCAGCUCCUAGGGAACACUAAUGGUACUGGCAGGCUUAACGCAAAGGAAGAAGGCUCCUGGAGGAGGCAUAUGAGUCUCGAGCUGGAGCCACUCGUGCCAUCAGCACCAGGUUGUUGCUCGAGGCCCAACCAUAUGGACCAGGGAAUGGGCAAAUCCAUGUCAGUGCAGGACCUGGUGAAGGUAGGUCCUGUUCAUGAUGCACACCAAAGCCACAGUCUUUCAUCUCCAAGUCCAAGUACAAGCAGUGACUCUCCAACAGGUUUCAACAGUUGUUGCCAAGACCUUGCGGGAGAGAGUGGCGGUACAAGAAGAGGAUGUUGGGGCGAGGAGGACCUCUUUAUCAGUGACAGGGACAUGGAGGGGCAAGGGUUUGACUUUUUGUCACAGGGGACGUCUGAGGCUCGCUCGUUUUCUUCUGAGCGCCUGAGGACAGCAGAUAGAGCGGGGGCAGGGACCCAGGACUCUAACCGGAGCCUGGCGGGUGGUCCGUCGUCAUCGUCGUCAGCCUCCACUGGCAACGUCGAACUGCUGAACAUGCCACACGUACGGCUAAAAUAGACUCACUAAACAUUUGGAAGAAAUACAAAUCUCACCUCAGAGACCGUUUUUUUUUUUUUUUUUUUUUCUUUUUUGGAGGGGAGAUUGAUGGGUGGGAAUUUUACAUGGGGUCUUGUCUUCUUUUGUUUAUUUUUUAUCUUGAUUCUCUUGAUAGGAUUCUGUUUUUUUCAUACAGGCUAAUCAUGUUGGCAUGAGUUACUCUGUGUUUUAAUGUGUGUUUGAUGGAUCUGAGAUAAAAGAUGAAUGCCAAUAAAAAGGAGAGAACGAUUUUUGAAUUAAAUUAAGUAGUGGAUGGGUCGAUGUGCUACGUAGCAUGAACUGCAUGUUUUCAGUAAAGCACAGAUAAUAAACUACACCUACAAGCAUGGCCACCCACCACCUUAAUAGUUUAUUGUGAGUUAAAAAGCUUGUUGUAUUCCAUGACAGCUGAGAAACGUGGGCAUUUUGUUUUUUUAUAAAAUCAUAUCCACUUUAGGAAGCCAGAUCUCUGCAAGUAAUUGAUCUGACCUGUGUUCGUUCUGUGGGAUACAGGAAAUACAUAUUUCAUGAAAUCCACACAUUUUAGGCCUCUUUUUGAAUAAUGUUCAUUGAACAAUCCACUUAAUAAGUGUGCACAUCUCUGAUAAAAUGCCAGCUUUUUGUGAUGAUAAAAACUGAGACCUUAAGAAAUCCUUUCUGAAAAUUUCAACAGCGCAACUGAAAAAAAGCAACAUUUCUACUUUUGAGUGAAAAUCUAAAACAUUUCCUGGUGCAAAAUUGUACACACCCUCUAAACUCCAACUUUGUUAAAAGUCCCAUUGAUUAAGUUUCGAUUUGGAAGAACAGGCUAAGGCCAAAAAAAUAAAAAUUAUGGUCCAAAUUCUUUAUAUAUCUGCAAGAAAUCCUAAGACAUAGAGGGAUGUAAUUUUUCAACAUCACAACCAAACCACUGCACAUGCAAAUCAACAAAUGAAUGACUACUACUGAAUGAAACCUUUUGGAAUAGCCUAGCAGACGUCCUGAACUCAAAAAGAAUAUUUGUAGGAUCCUCUGAAGAGGGUUGUAGACAAGAAAUGUUCUCACAGUCUGACAUUUCACAUUUGAAGACUUUGUCAACGAAGAGCAGGCCUGCAUUGUUGUUUCCUCAAGUAUGGCAUGAAUCAAAAUCAUCUAAGUAUGUUUUAUAUGUCUCCUCUGACGUGUUUGUUUUUCAGCGGCAUUGAUCGGGAAGUGAAAAUACAUUGGGACACAUUUUUGAACAGAUUCUUCAUGGUCUCAUUUUUUUUACAUCACAAAGUACUCUGCAAAAUAAUGAGUGGGACUUUACCUUUGUAUGUCUUCACUGUGCAAUUUGUAGUGAGCAACUACUUCAGCAUCUCCUGAGCAAAACUGAAUAGUAGUAAGCAGCCCUUCUUGCAUCAAUAUGUAAGAACUUUUUCUUUUUUUUGCCAUUUAUUAGCAGUUUUUUCUAAAAAAAAAAAAACCCUUCAUGAAUUCAUUCAUGCAAAACACAGGAGCAGAACUGCACAGCCAAUCUCCAUAACAGAACAACACACAAUCUAACUUCAUGCUGCAACAAUAAUUGUUAAUGUCUGCCAAUGUCUAAGCUCCAACCUUCAUACAUGCUUUUUCAAAUGAGUGGGGGGCAACUAGGACACUUGAAGUAAUUAUGCCUUGUCCAUUUUACUUCAGCUCUGUGCAGCUUCUCAUGAUGACUUAAAUGUCAUCAUUUCCUGAAGCUGCUGUGAAAAUAUUCUGAAAGUGUGAUUUUAGGCAUCAGAUACAUCCGUAUUUAAUUAAAAAACGUCUUUCAGAUAACAGUUUCACACACACACACAUAUAUAUAUUUUAUUUUAUUUUUUUUUAUUUUAUUUUUUUGAACAACUGUAGAACUACACCCAUGUGGACAGAGUGUAGUUUUUAUGACCAGAUAAAUGUUGCACAGUAAGGACGGUUCAGCAGUGGAGUGAAACAUUUGUUGAAUGUCAUUUUCUGGCUCACAACUUCUGUUAGAAAAUAUGUGACCUUUUUAUUUCAGACACAGAUACCCUUUAGCUUUUUGCCAUCUGCUUUAAACUAACUCUUGAUGGAGAUUAUUUCCGGCACCUUGAACUGGACUUGAGAUCCGAAUGUGUAUCUUAUUGAUAUUAACUUGAGGUUUCUUGAACUGCUGAGCAGUGAAAAUACAACUUACCACUAUUUUUCCCUUUCUGCUGCAUGGAGUAGACCAAGAUGCAGUGACAAGGCCUUACUAUUUUUCAAAUGUUUUUACUGAAACAUCCAAAGCCUGAUUAGUUCAUGAGCACCAUGGUACAUUUUGUAGAUUUAUAUUAAAUACUUUGAACCGGGAAUAAAAACUACAAUCCUGUAUCAUUUUUAAGUAAGUAAAAAUAUGUGUGUGUAUGAGAGUGGAUCAUACCCUUUUAGUCUGUCAGUUUAACAGAGCAUUACUUAUAUCUGAUUAUAAGCAAUGUAAUAUGCUGUAAUAUGGAUUUAAGUAAAAACGUGAAACACAAAAAUGUGUCAUUACAUGUGAUACCAUUGAACAAAAAUGAUCAACUCUUUGUAAAAAAAAAAAAAAAAUAGAAAUGCAGCUGCAGGAUCUUAUAGAAAAACCAAAGCAGUAAUUAUUUACUUAAAUGUUUUUAAUUUAAAACACACAUUAUAUUUUUCUACGUUUUAAGCAUUGUAAAGCUCACCAAUAUGACAGAAGAAAAAUAAAUGUGGAAUGUGUCUUACAUUUGCAAUUUGGCAAGAAUCAAAUGUUGAUUUGUUCAACUAUAUUGUAAGAAAUAAACUAAAUUGUUUCAGUUUAAGCUCUAAUUUGGUCUUUCUAAUUUUGACAGAUUCCUUUUUUUUGCUGUGGAAUGUAAUGCAUAAAAAUAUGCUGCAGGUUCUUAGAUGAAGGGAGCAGUGCAGCAAACAAUGUCAGCUAAAGAAAGAAAACAUCCAUUUAUCAUAUCUGCAUGACUGAUGUGCAGCUUUCCACAAAUCUACUAUAGUUAUUGGGCUUAAAUUUUUUUUCCAUUUUGCUUUCAACAGUUCCUAGUUUUACUAAGUAACUAUGAUAUUAGAAAAUAAAAUAAAAAAAGACUUGCACGAAUGGCUGUAAAGUGUCAGCUUAACUGUAAAAAUAUGUAACUAGUCCAAAAAUAUUUUACACUACUUAGUUAGGAUGCAGCUUUAAAAGUAUGUUUUCAAAGUGAAGUGUAACAUAUAGUAUGUAUGAAAUGGAAAUGUGAGGUACGCUUCUUUGCACAGCACAUUCUACCUUUAGUUAACAGCAUAAUCAUUUUUUUUACCGUUUGUGCGAUCAUAAUUUUGCUCUCAUCUUACGUCUCAAAUUAUUUUCCCAUUGACGUUUAAAUGUAUUUUGCAUGAGGCUUUCAUGUUCAAAUGAAUCUUUAACUGAAAAAGAUGACAAGUUUCUUAGAACUUUAAGUAUUUUGGUUUUUCAACAACUGGAUCAAGAGCAUCCAAACCUUUUUUCUUUAGGUCCACAAAAUAUUCAUAAAAUCCUGUAUUCUGGUGCCUUGCUUUUGUGAUACAUUCGUGUUUAUUUAGUUUUCCGGAAGGUGCAUCUGAUUUGUGACAAAAAGUUGCUACACAUUUCAGGUCCUCUGUUUGUGGCAUAGUACUUUUUUUAUAAUUUUGCAAAUGGGCAUAAAAUGGACAAUUGCCAUGUUAAGGUUUUGUCUUAUUUUUUAUUUAUUUAAAUUAUGUCCACAUAUUUACACAUUAGUAAUAACCUUGGUUAGUUUAAGGAAGCCUGUAAUGUAAUAACAAUGCAAAUGAACUCUUAUUCUCAAUCAAGAAUAAAAUUAAUUCUUCA